Molecule: messenger RNA, 3984 nt
Organism: Habropoda laboriosa
Lineage: Eukaryota; Metazoa; Arthropoda; Insecta; Hymenoptera; Apidae
Product: coiled-coil domain-containing protein 108
Exons: 18
Coding region: 1-3984 (1327 amino acids)
Source: RefSeq, a predicted model, not a curated record
AUGAAAGUAAUUAGACUGGAGUAUGGGGAUGUGGAAAUUGGUAAAACAUUGGUGAAAACAAUAGAAAUAUUGAACGAAUCUUGUAAUGAACAAAUAUACCAAGUUCGAAGGGAUCCAACUACAAAUCCUCUGGAUCAUGUAUUUUAUUUACGUUCCUAUACUUGGACUUUAGCACCUGAGGAAAAAUUUUUGUGCGAAAUACGUUAUCGGCCACUUAUUGCAUCUUCUAAAAAUGUUGAUUAUUUUAUUAUUACAGAUACCAGCGGAGCAUAUAUGAAAAUUAUCGUUUAUGGAUCUGGUAUCGGUCCUGAAGUGAAUUGUUCAGCGACAAAAAUCUUUAUGAAUUGCACGUACGAGUAUCCUGAGGUUAAGAGACGAAUUAAAUUAACGAACAACUCUAAGGUUACUGCGACUUUUAUGUUCAAUAUAGAUAGAAAACAUAAGUUUCUUCAAUUAGACACAAGAUACGGUACUAUUAGUCCUUGUUCUUAUAAAUGCAUUACAAUUACGUUUACGUCACCAAAAGGUGGAAGAUACACUUAUCAUUUAACCAUUUUAAUUUUACACCAAGAACCAAUUAUUAUAGAAUUACAUGGUUACUGUGGUUUAACAUCCUGUAAAAAAGAUGAUAUAAAUCAUAUUACUUAUCCUUGGAGAGAAAAGAAUGGGUUUAAAGGAUAUAUGAGAGACAUAGUUAAUACAUUAGGAGAUUUACCUCCAGUAUCUUUAUCAAAACACUAUUUUAAUUUUGGUCAGGCAGAUGUAGAUGUAGAAAAUAUUAUUCAGAGAAUACCUCAAGCAAUAUGUCUUACAAAUCAUAGUCAUUCAAAUUUAUUGGUUAUUUGGGAAGAAGACACUGAUGGAAUUUUUAAUGUCUCACCUUUAGAGAUGCAAAUUCGUCUAGAUCAGUCUACUCUCUUUGAACUUACAUUUAAUCCUAAUGUGAAAAAUAAUCUUUUUGGAAAAGAAAUUAUUGGUUCUGUUUACUUAGAACAUGAAAAGUUAUCAACAUUUCCAUUUGUUACAUCAGUCACAGUAAUAGGUCACUCUUUUCCUACUGCAUCUAGUACAUGGAUUCCACAGUAUGAAAUACCUCAGACUAUAAUAAUGCCACCAUGUGUUCCAUCAUUUCCAGUUUAUACAACAUUUUUAAUUAAAAAAUUUGGUCAUUUGCCUCUUACAUUUCAAUUUGUUGCACCAGCAGCAACUCAUUUCAUUGUGAAACCAAUGCUUGGUGUAAUUUAUGAGGAUUAUCAAAUAAUUGCAAUUGAAAUGACAUCUGAGCCUAAGGAUGAACAGAUUUAUAUAGAAAGAUGGACAGUAUAUUUUAAUGGGGAUAUGAAAAAUGAAAGCUACAUAAAUUUUAAAGGAUAUGCAGAGUAUGCAAAUAUUAUUUUCAACAAUAAUAACAUCUUGAGUUUCCCAUUAGUUUUAUCAGGUUGUGAACAAUUUAAUAUGUUUAUUAAUAUAAAUAUAAAAAUGUCUUUUGGUAAAAGGAUUUUUUUUUAUAGGUAUCAAUUCUAUCAAUUGCCACCUGAACUUAAUAUGCAAUGUAUAAGUGGAGAAAUUGAUGCAAAUGAUACUUUGUUUCAAGAAUGUUCCUUUUCUCCAACUGAACCAAAUGUAGAUUAUGAUUUUGAGGUACAAUGCGUUUUGAUUGUUAUAAAAAAUGGAGUUAACAUUGGAUCAAAGUGUUGCAUAAAUUUGCGCGUUCGUGCAAGAAGCGAAAACGGAUUAUUAAAGGCAAUCCCAAAUGAAUUAAAUUUCGGCGAAGUAGAAUACAACGAUACCAAGACAUUAUCAAUUGAUCUUAUUAAUUCUAGUUUAGUAAAUAUUUAUUAUAAAUUAAUUUGUACUCAUCGUAAUUGUCCACUUGGAAAUAUUGAAGAAGAUGUUAAAAUGCAUCCAGUAUCGGAAACUGUUUUCUCAACAUCGCAUAAAAAAAUUACGAUUUCUAUUAAACCACGUACGGCAGUGUAUUAUGAAUUUGUAAUUCAAUACCUGAUAAGAGUUAAUUUUCGAUCAGAUCUAUUAGUAGCUAAACAAAGUCCAAUAAGAAUUUGCAAUGUAUGCUGCAUGUGUAUAUUGCCAACAAUAAAAGUGCAGAAUGUAUGCGCUUUUGGAUAUAAGCAGCAAUAUUCAUUAAAUGUAAGCAAACCAUUCUUGUGGAGAACAUUGCGAAUAAAUAGUUUGAACAAAAUUCUGAAAAAAAUGCUGCCAGGAGAAACAUCAACAAUAAACAUAAACCUUUUUCCAAUGAUUGUAAACGAGGGAGCGAUUUUCAUAAAAUGGUUGGUGAUAAAUCCUUCCAGAUUGCCUGUACCAUUGGUUUUAAAGAGAAUUAAACAAUGUUCUUGUCAGCCUGUUACGAAAAAAGUUGGUAUUUCACUUCAGCGCAUAGAAAUUGAUUGCCCACAUAGAGAUCUUUGUGUAGUGCACUUGAGAUCAACGACACUAAAACCAGGGGAAGAAACUAUAAUAGGCAUGAAUGUACGUUUCACAUUAGUUGGAAAAUCAACAAUUUGUUGGAACUUAGGUAUAGGACAUGAUCGUCAUAUUAUUUUAAACAUGAUUAUUGAUUGCUUAACUGAGUCUGAGACACAAGAUCAUUUCUUAAGUGCUUCAUUAAUUCUAUUCGGAAAUAUUUAUAUUGGAAACAAAGAGCCAAUGUAUAGGAUACAUUGGAUACACAAUAUUACGAAUAUCGAUUUGCCAUAUUCUUUGAACAUUGAUAAUAUGCGUAAAGUAAACGAAAGCUAUCAUUGUGAAGUUUUUUCAUGUUUAAACCCAGAUGGUAUCAUAAAAGCUCGAACAGCUAUGCCUCUUAUCUUAAAGUACCAACCUCGAAUGUUUGGAAAAUACAAGGUAACGGUUCCAGUAACUAUGGGAAAUGAAACAGCAGAAUUGUCGAUAAAAGGAGAAGCAUCUUGCGAUUUUCAGUCUGUGAAUAUUGGGAGACAAAUACCAGAUCAUUGUGCUUGCAGAAUUGCAUUAUUUCCUGCAUAUUUUAGCGUCGAUUGUAUUAAUAUGUGGUGUGCACCUACACAUAAUACCAUUGUCAAAAUGCUUUUAGUUUAUAACAACUUGGAAAAUGAUGCACUCGCUUAUGAAUGGGAAUGUCUAGACAUAUCAGGGUUCCUGUGCGUCGACAUAUUUCCUCGUACGGGUAUAAUGAGUCCAAACACGGUACAAAGCUUUAGAGUGAAAAUUUACACCAAAGGAUAUCCUUGCAGAAUUGACGUUCAUAUACCUUGUGUAUUCUACAACGCAAGUGAAAGACGAGAAUACCAACGAAGUAUUAUCAAACAUACUAUUUUAAGCCAGGAAUUGGAAGGACAAUUUUCUAUUACAGAGAAAGGCACUUCUGUGCCGAAAUCGUGGAUAAAAAUACUUGAUAAACCGGAACGAUGUCACAAAACAUUGAGUUUACGUUGUACUAUCUACCCUGUGGAAGAUCAACAUAUAAGAGUUAAUUUGUUGAAAGAAUUACAAGCUGCUCCAUCAAAAACGAUUAGUUUUGAUGAUAGUAACAAUUAUAUUACUACAAAAGAAAAAUGCCUCUCUAUGAUACCUUUUAUUUUAGAAGGCUUAUUAUGGGAUAUUGUUAAUAGUACGAGAUUUAAGAAAAUAGUUGAAGACAGUCUAAUUCCUGGAAGAAAUUUGUAUUAUUCCCAAUUCACGAUGGAUCUUUCAGAACGAAAGAAAUUAACACGGAGAUCGUAUAUUUCACAGCCAUUAACACUUAUUAACUCAAUAUUAGAAGAAAUGUUAUUUAUCAUAGUACACGAAGAAUUUUCCUUAAAAACUAUACAUUUAAUUCCUAAUGAAGACAUACGUCAUAGCAACUAUUUGAAAUUAUCGGCCAAACAAAAACGAAUCGGUUACGAAGAUGAUUUGACAGAGGAUCGUGAAACAGUUGAUGAUGAAACUGAUGUAGAAUAUGAUUUUUCAAGAAAUAAAUUUAGGGUAUCUUUUGUUGUGUGA